AUGGCACCGAAAGUGAUCGAAAGUCUUACCGAAAGUCAGAAGUCUUACCAAAAAGUCAAAGUCUUACCGAAAGUCAAAAAUCUUACCGAAAUCGAAACCCUUAUUGAAAGUCGAAAGUAUUACGAAAGUCAAAAGUCCUACCGAAAGCCGAAACCCUUAUCAAAAGUCGAAAGUUUUACCGAAAGUCAAACCCUAUUUUCACUCAAGUAA
Molecule: messenger RNA, 210 nt
Organism: Racocetra persica
Lineage: Eukaryota; Fungi; Glomeromycota; Glomeromycetes; Diversisporales; Gigasporaceae
Source: the annotation of a GenBank genome assembly